Molecule: messenger RNA, 1260 nt
Organism: Symbiodinium natans
Lineage: Eukaryota; Dinophyceae; Suessiales; Symbiodiniaceae
Source: the annotation of a GenBank genome assembly
AUGCGCGUGGCUGCCCCUCAGCAGCCUCGCACGAGCUUCCGCAGCUUCCGGCCGCCGGUCAUCCCGCUGCCAGCUGUGCCAGUGAAGUCGGGUAUGAUCGGAAGAGUCGGAAGAGUCGGAAGAGUCGGAAGGCCGCGAGUCGCUCAGAGUUGGUCCGGUGGAUACUUUGUGCUGGUCUCCUCGGCCUACCUCAACUCCAACGGCCGCCAGUCUAGGCCCUGUCGGCCCAGCGCCGGCAGGUGCUGCUCCGCAGGCUUUUCCAGAACAGCGAGACCAUGUCGGCUGAAUUCACGCGGUGGCAGAAGCACAGAUGCGCCCGUCACCGUCACUCCUCUGACUUCAUUCGCCUUCGCAGUGAAGGUUGAAGGCCUGCAGCUGCGGACCGAUCCGGAUUCGGCCAUGGCUUUGUUGCGAGAUCUUUUUGAGAAGCAUUCUGUUCUGGUCUUCAAGUCCGCGUGCUUGACCGAUGACGAGCUCAUCAACUUCGCAAGAGCCUUCGCAGGUCAGUUCCCAGGUGCCGAGCUCGAGGCCAGUGAAGGCCCAGCUGGGGGUCGCACACAGGGAGCCAGCUCGUCGCGUCUCAUUGGUCGGAUUGCAAACUUCAACCUCGAAACAGGCUGCAUCCUGCAUUCGGACAGCGGCCUCAUGAAACUGCGGGCUGGCAAUGGGCUUUGGCAUAUCGACUCUUCCUUCAAGGUGACGCCAGCUUUGGCUUCCUUCAUGCUGGGCAACGUGGUGGUUCCACCAGGAAGCGGUGGAGAGACAGAGUUUGCUUCUUCUCGUGCGGCUUUCGGUGCAUUGGAUGCGGCGGAGCAAGCCGAGCUUUCACGCCUUAUUUGUGUCCAUGACUUCCGGUAUAGCCUGGGCCUGACCGGAUGCUCAGCUCGAUUCCUUCGGCGCCUUCCGCCUGCACGCCAUUUCCUCGUGCGAGAGACACCCGCCGGGAGGUCCCUCUUCGCUGGUCGGCACUGCAGUCACAUCGAGGGCAUGCCUCUGCAGUCCGGGCGCGCGUUGAUCAGGAAGAUCAACAAGCACGUGGCGCAGGAGCAGGCGGCCAUGGAGAAACCCUCAGACCAAGCGACAGAUUUCUUUGGUCAAGGUUGCGGAAGGUCGGAACGAAGUUGCUGCUGGGCUUCGGGGUUGCGGGCCUCUCUUGCGGGACAUGAAGUUGCCGCUCGGCCCCGUCGCCCAGGCUGCCGCUCAGCCCAAAGAGGCAGAGGCUCUCGCCAUGCUUCAAGCUGUGGGCUGGGAGGAGCUUGA